This is a messenger RNA of Lobosporangium transversale, 1062 nucleotides long. RefSeq names its product pyridoxal phosphate-dependent transferase. The transcript is spliced from 4 exons. Lineage: Eukaryota; Fungi; Mortierellomycota; Mortierellomycetes; Mortierellales; Mortierellaceae. Gene Ontology annotation, cellular component: cytosol. The record is from RefSeq and is a predicted model, not a curated record. Gene Ontology annotation, molecular function: L-allo-threonine aldolase activity. Gene Ontology annotation, biological process: glycine biosynthetic process; L-threonine catabolic process. The coding region runs from base 1 to 1062 and encodes 353 amino acids.
AUGCAGAAAGCAACAAAAACGUUCAACCCUUUACCAUAUGCAGAUUUUAGAAGCGAUACCGCCACGGCACCAACCCCAGAUAUGUUUGCGGUAAUGGCAAAGGCUUCACUAGGAGACGAUGUAUACAACGAGGAUGACUCAGUCAAGGCAUUAGAGCGCUAUGUGGCAAUCCUCUGUGGGCAUGAGUCUGCAUUAUAUUGUGCGUCGGGAACAAUGACCAAUCAAUUAGCUCAUCGCGUACAUCUAUCAAAUCCGCCACAAUCAGCCAUGGUAGAUAUCCGCUCACACGUCUUUAACUAUGAAGCUGGUGGUAUCUCCUUUCACUCACAAGCAGCAGUCUACCCCAUUAUGCCAUCCAACGGUCAAUACCUAACAAUAGAAGAUAUUUCACCGCGUCUGGUCAUGGACAUUGAUGUGCAUUAUGCGCCAACUAGGGUCAUCUCACUCGAGAACACACUCAAUGGUACAAUCAUGCCUCUUGAAGAAAUUGUACGGAUCCGUCAACUGAGUAAAAAACAUGGGAUCAAGCUUCAUCUCGACGGUGCUCGACUAUGGCAUGCUUCGAUCGCAACGGGGAUCUCAAUGAAAGAAUAUUGCAGCCAAUUCGAUACGAUCUCGCUAUGCCUCUCUAAGGGGAUUGGAGCGCCUAUUGGUUCUAUCCUAGUCGGAAGUGAGGCUACAAUUAAAAAGGCAAGGCAUUUCAGGCUGCUCUUUGGUGGUGGAUGGCGACAAGCCGGAUUCUUAGCUGAGGCAGCGCUUUGGUGUAUCCAGACCAACUGGUCCACUAUGGAAAUUACACACCGCCAAGCGCGGCGGCUCGAGCAUGCUUUCCUGCAGAUUCGAUGUCGUAUCACGAAUCCCGUGGACACUAAUAUGAUCUGGAUCGAUACAAAGGACGCAGGGUUCACUGUGGAGGAGCUCUCGACCGAGUUGGCCAAGGCGGGUAUCAAGAUUAGUGGAAGUGGAUAUUCUGCAAGGGUCGUUCUCCAUUAUCAGAUCUCAGACGAGGUUGUUGACAUGUUCAUUGAUGACGAUGUCAAGCUGGAAAAUUCCGACCUAUGA